AUGACACCUCGUCGCUCCUCGCGGGCGCGCACCACGCAGCCCUCCCCAGCCCUCCUCCAACACACCAACUCCUCCGGCUCCUCUGUCUCCCUCACUCGUGAGAGGAGCACCCGUUCAAAUCAUAAAAACCCUUCUCCUCAGGGCUCAUCCACCCAUCGAUCUCAAUCCAUCGAUGAUGGCGAAAACGGCUCGAGGACAGACCUCCCACAAACGCGCCAGCGCCAGCGCGCUCGCGAUGAUGAAGAAGAGCCUCUUCGUGAGGAGGAUGAAGAUGACCUUGAAGAGGAGGAAGAGGAAGAAGUCACUCGCUGUCUCUGUGGACAGCAGGACUAUCCUGGCCUACCCCCCUCUCGCCGUGAAGCCCUCGGUCGGAGCAUCGUGAAGCCAGAGCCUCCCAAUCCUCCUACUGAUUCAUCUGAUUUACUAUCAGACGAUAUCGGUAGCAUGUUCAUCCAAUGCGAUCUUUGCAAAGUAUGGCAACAUGGUGGCUGUGUUGGAAUCAUGGACGAGGACAUGAGCCCCGACGAAUAUUUCUGUGAGGAAUGUCGGAAGGACUUGCACAGAAUACGGGGCGAACCCAAUGGCCAGCGCUCUUCCACCUACCUACCCGUCGUACCAGCGUCAUCGCCGGCCCCCUCCUCUCGAGCUUCUUCACAAGACACAUCUCGACGGUCCAAGGAUCCUAAAUCUCGCAACAGCGAGGGUGCGUCGAAUCCCAAGCGGCGCUCCACCAUGAACAGUCGUGAUGCGGCUUAUGACGAAGAGGAACUGAUUCGACGAGCCAUUGAAGAAAGCAAGGAAGAUACCAAGAGUCUUCCUGACGACACUUCCACUCGACGUACCAAACGAAGCCGAAGUGAAAGCGAAGUCAACAGACAGGGUGCCAAACGCCAACGAACCGCCUCUCCCCCCCCCGCCGCUGCCUCAAGACAUAGCAACCCACCUUCUCAACCUCCGUCGGAUGACGAGUCGAAACCCAAAGCCACGAAUGGCACGCGAAGACAAAGAGCUGCAUCUCGAGGCCAGCGUGACAAGGAACCUACUAAGGAAGCCGAGGAGCCUGAGACAGCACCCCCCGAGAUUGCUCCUCGUCGAAAGGAGAGAAACAAUCGUCGGAAGGGAGAAGAGUCCGAACAUGAGCCUCCAUCGCCAAUCAAGCCUGCCCCGCCAACCGAACCUGAGCCGGCCCAAGCAAGCCCUAAUACUCCCACUCAGCAAGAGCCGCCGCCUACUAGGCCGUCUACCCGGAAGUCAGGGCGCCCACCAGCACGUCGUGGUCGUGUUGGACGCAACCAAUACACCAAAGACCGAGAUGUGAACGGUACCGGCACCGAAUCUCCCCGCCGUGGGUAUUCCCAUGACAUCGGCGGAGAGUCACCCCGAAUAGGGUAUGGCGCGAAUGGCACCUUUACAAACGGUGGUGAUGGUGUUAGGCCGAGUAAGCCUCGAUACAUGCACCCCCAACGCACUACCAUGAACGAAAUGAAAAGAAGGGUGGCAGCUAUCCUUGAGUUCAUAUCCCGAAUGCAGGUGGAGAUGGCUGUUGCUAGCGAGCAAUCCAGCACUCCACCUGAGAACGGUGACCGAGCUCAAGGUUUACUCUUGAGGAGUAUGGUUGAACAGAUCGACAACGCCAUGCUCUCAACGAAUAGCGAAACCGGUGAAUCCGCUCCCACUGAUGGCGGUGAGAUCGCCGAAAAGGAUUUCAAAGACCUCAGCAGUGUGGAGAUGAUGGAUGUUCUCACCCGUCACCUGCUGAAAUGGCAGCAGGAGUAUGGCAAGUUUGGGGAACGGUAG
Messenger RNA from Penicillium malachiteum, 1797 nucleotides. RefSeq lists its product as uncharacterized. The transcript has 4 exons. The coding region runs from base 1 to 1797 and encodes 598 amino acids. The record is from RefSeq and is a predicted model, not a curated record. Lineage: Eukaryota; Fungi; Ascomycota; Eurotiomycetes; Eurotiales; Aspergillaceae. Gene Ontology annotation, cellular component: Rpd3L complex; Rpd3L-Expanded complex. Gene Ontology annotation, biological process: negative regulation of silent mating-type cassette heterochromatin formation; negative regulation of rDNA heterochromatin formation.